AUGCCAUUAUUUAAUCGCAAGCGCGCGAGCUCGCAGCCGCCGCUGCCCCGUGGGCCUCCUCCAAGUUCUUCAGCUGCCAUAGCUGCGAGCGCCGCCUUUCUUAACAAGUCUCCCUCGGCUGCCUCUCUAUCCUCGGCCGCUGCCGCCACCGCUCUGCGCUCGCAGACCUCGUCGCCGGAACCAGUCGGUUCCAUCCAGACCAAGCGCAUGGUCAGGAGAGGUUCCCAAUCUUCGGUCGCAGGCAGCGCCAUCAUGGGCGGAAAUGCUAGGAACAGCAUGGUCAGAACAGCUAGCAAUUCGUCCAUGACCGACCGAACCUUCCGAUCGCCCUCGCCUGGUGGCAGACCAAGGGCCGUGUCGCCUGCGCCCGAUGCUCCUCCAGUCCCCGCCAUUCCCAAGAAUGUCGUCAAAACACAAAGAAGGGCUGCCAGUCUGGACGUACCCAAUCGCACUAGUAUGCCUCCCAGCCCAAGCACUCCCAAGAGCCCCAGGAGUGCAAAACGCAACACCAGUGUCGACAGAGCAGGCAGGACGCUCAACUUACCCACAAUGCCUGAGUUGAAGAGGGAAGACAGCUCUGGCGUCAACUUCUCGCGACCCAUGAGUCCUGCUCGCGCCAUUUCUCCUCCUCCCCGUCCAAACUCGAGUGUUGGUUGGUUCACCUCGCCCAAGGUCAGUAAUGGAACUCCUCGCGCGAAUCCCUCACCCGCCAGACCCCAGUCCGCCAUGGACUUUUCUUCCCCAGCAGCGAGGAAGAUACAGCAAGAUGUGCAAAACGCUGCCAGUGCGCCCGUCAAGAAAAAUAAGAAGACUGUUACUGAAGGUGCUCGUCUCGCAAAUGGUACUAUGAAUACAGCUCCUACUGCUUCUGCUGUGCGCAGCGCAACAAAACAAGCUGCUCAGACACAACCCGCGCCCACUCAGUCUGCAGAUGCAACGCCCAAAAAGAAGAAAAAGACAACUGUCGUGCCGCCUGUUGAUACCCAAGCGUCCGCGGGCUCGUCGCUUGCUCCUGUCAACCCCUCUCCGAGCACGGAUGCUUCAAACAGUCCCAGCUCUCCUCGACCCACAGCUAUCUUGCACAAACAACCAUCCAUGGUACGCGAGGAUCCGGAAGCCGAAGCCACUGCUGAAGUUCAAUCCAAACCCAAGCCAAAAUCUACUCCUCUGAAAAAGCAACACAGCCUUCUAAGGUCGCUUCGAGACACAGAUCCAGGAACUGCCUCCGGUAUGAUCACCACAUCCGAGGGACCAGUCCAGGCCUAUGUUGCUCCGGGAGGCACACGUCCAAGAGCUGUCAGCCUGGAUAUUCCCCGAGGCAGUGGUCAGCGUGCUGCUUCCUCGAGCCCUUCGCGCAAUGUGCACGCCCAUUUCGGUGAAGGAAAGGCUUUGACAACCCCACUUAGUGUUAGACAUCAGCCGCCACCUCGAUCUGUCUCGCCCAUGAAAUCGGCACUUAGACAGUCUCCUGCUUCAUCCGUCAGAAACAUUUCUCCCAACGUUGCCGUCAAUGGCGGAGCAAGAGCGCCCCCUAGCGAAACAUCUGACACUAUGUCUUUGGCUUCUCAGGAUGGGAUCAAACCGGCCAAGGCAAAGAAGAGCGUCCGCAUCAGCGAAGAUGGUAGUGCCCCCAUCUCACCUGCUGUUGACCCCAAUGCACGAAGAGAACUUUCAGGAUCAUGGGCCAACGACGACAUUAACGAAAUAAUGAAGCCACGAUCGGCCCUUCCAUCCUUCAGCAGCGUCAGAGGUCGUAAGCCUGAGCAAGUAGAGGCUCCCGAGAAGGUCACCGAGACUGUGUCUUCUAGCAUGACAGACAGUGCGAGCACUUUGCCAGAACACCGCGAGGUGUCAAACGACGAAUUGGUGGGCGCCGUUCUUGCUCAACAUCACGCAGAAAAGGGUCGCCAAAUUGCUGCUCAGUCAACUACCACCGCAAACGAGCCACUACCACCCCAGGUCACCAGCAAGGAGACACCAGCUGACGAUUCGGCUUCGGCCUACUCUGAGGACGAGGCAGGAAUUGAAGCUCAGCGAUCCUCCCAGGCUGAGGAUAUUAUCACCAAAGACGAAACCGUAUCGUCUGCUCACGAGCCUGAAGUCUCGGAACACAACACAGAAGCUCCCGAAGCAAACCCCAUUGAACAAGCUGUACCUAUGCUCGAGUUCCAGCCUCCCACCCCUGGCCUCGAAGAGGAAGCUGAAUCUCCACUAGAAGGAGCAGCUGAGCAAACGACUCAAAGACCUACUCUCAGACAGCGCAAUAGCAUGCCUGGAUCAUGGGAUGGUGAUCAAUGGGAAGAACAAAACCCUGCUGGACUUUCCAGGCAAGCAAUUCGCGAUGCAGCUUUGUUGUCCGAGAAUGACUCGAGCGACGAAGAGAUUGAAACCUUGCAACCUGUACAGGCUUUAGCAGAUGGACACUCGCCCGUGCUGCAGCCCAUCUACGAAUCUGACUCUGACGCGAGCGAAGACUUUGCUGAUGCUGAGGAAGAGUUCGAGCCCAGCGGCUUUGCCUCUCUCGAUGCUAUCGUCGAAAGUCCUGUUACCAAACCUGCAGCGGUUAUUCCUAGCCCUCCUGUCAGCCCACAGGUUGCCCUUCCGCCAUCACGCGGGACCGCGUCAAGCUCAUCUGCUCUUAGUAAUGAGCCAAUCGUGGCUGACAACACCGACUGGAACUCAGCAACUGCCUACUGGAGCAGUCUGAGCAGAAAGAAGAAGGAAGAGCUCGAAGCCGAAGCCGAGGCCGCAAUCGCAGUCCCUGUCAUUGAGUCAGCGCCCAAAGCUAGGAGGAAGAAGCAGCCGGUCAACCAAGUGGACAUUACGAAUCCCACCACAUUUGCACCAGCUGCGGUUGUUACCAAAGAUGAUCCUUUCGACACCAGGGAUCAGCAAUAUGGACCUUUCCCUACAUUGCGCACAUCGAUGCGCAAGUCUGGGGAGUCAGAGCGUACAUCCAGCGAGGGCCAAAUGCGGAAGUCUAUGCGUGGUCCUCCAGCACCUGCUGCUGCUUCAAAUGAAACACACAUGCGUACCUCUAUGCGUGGAUCAGUCCGCUCUGAAGGAGGUUCAAUGAGAAGUUCGAUGCGCGGAGAUGCUGGUGCUAGAACUCCGUCCAAGAGAGCGUCGGCUCCUGUCACGACUAGCAUUCCUGGAGCAGGUUCAGCCGCUGCAGCUGCAGCCAAAUCACAACCAGCGCAACGACCUGCGAAGCCAGUUGUGGCUCCUCUUCCAGCCAACGAUUCGGAUUCCGAGUCGAGCUUCAAGAAGAACAAGCGUCGUGGUUCUGUCUCGACGGUCGAUUCUAUGGGCAAGUACACCAUGAAACGUUCAAUGCGCUCUGGUUCGGUUGAUGCAGGCUCUGCACCAGCUGAACGUGGGCGCCCUACCUCACCACCAGCACAGAAGGGCAGUGGCAGAUUCAGUCUGCGCUCGCUCUCGCCAACAGGCUCUUUCAUGGGUCGUAACCAAGGCGAGAAGCUCCGACAAUCUUUGCGUGGCGCACCUGCCGAUGAUGCACCUACAAUGCGCGGCAAGAAUAGUAGAGCUUCGCGCGAUGCAAAAGCUUCAUCGGGCUUCGGCUUUGGCAAGUCGAAGGCUUCGCCUGCACCAGCACCAAAGACAAGAUCUGGGGGUUUCAGAUCACGAUUUGCUGACAGCGACGAUGAGGAUGAUGCACCUCGAGGAGCAUACCGCAGUCGCUUUGCUGAUUCUGAUGAGGAGGACUCGCCUAUUGGUCCACCCAAGCAUAUGCCAGCCAACCUUGCUCCAGUCCGCGGUAUUCCCAAACGUGGAGGCAAUGACUCUGACUCGACUGACCUCUCUGACUCUGAAGAUGAGGGUCGUAGAGGCAAGAAGAAGGUACCCUCGGGUAGAGCCAGUACCAAGCCUGCCGUGCCCAGUCAGUCAGAUAUUGAUGCAGCAAUGGAAGCUGCUAGACGUAAUGUCGCUGCCAUGAAUGGUGGUCGUGAGCCUGGUGUACCUCAGGCGCCUCCAGUACCAGCAAGCAACACUGCAGUACCAGAAGCACCCUUGACACCUACUAGACGUAAGGGUUUCCUCGGUAGUGUGCUUCGCAGAAACAGUUCUUCUGUCGUACCCAGCUCGCCGGUAGAUUCACAACAACCACGCAGUCCUACCACUCUGCGCAGCCCUAACAAACAGCCCAAGCUACAAAGACGUACAACACCACAGAACUGGCCUCUUCCUGCCGCAGACACCAAUGGCGAUGUCGGCAAUGACGCCAGACCAACAACCAGCGAUGGUGUCCCGACAAUGAAGAAGAGCUUGCGACCAGAAAACAGACGCAGCAUGAGCGGCAACGACCUCAACCGUAUGGCCAACGGAGACACCAUGCAGAGCGAUCGCACCGGCAAGAAGAAGAAGUUCUCAGGCUUGAGAAAGCUCUUUGGCUUAAACGACUGA
Aureobasidium melanogenum CBS 110374 is the source of this 4425-nucleotide messenger RNA. RefSeq lists its product as uncharacterized. Lineage: Eukaryota; Fungi; Ascomycota; Dothideomycetes; Dothideales; Saccotheciaceae. The transcript is spliced from 3 exons. The coding region runs from base 1 to 4425 and encodes 1474 amino acids. The record is from RefSeq and is a predicted model, not a curated record.